Messenger RNA from Cottoperca gobio, 2641 nucleotides. It is a transcript of the gene tmem109, whose product is annotated as transmembrane protein 109. Gene Ontology annotation, biological process: cellular response to gamma radiation; intrinsic apoptotic signaling pathway in response to DNA damage by p53 class mediator. Lineage: Eukaryota; Metazoa; Chordata; Actinopteri; Perciformes; Bovichtidae. The transcript has 3 exons. The coding region runs from base 175 to 855 and encodes 226 amino acids. The record is from RefSeq and is a predicted model, not a curated record.
AUGGCGGAAGGAAAGCAAAGCCGUCAUUGAAACGUGUUGCACAUUCAGCCCAGUGGGUGGCAGACAUCUCUUUUCAUCCCUUCUAUACGUGUUUCCACAUCCUGUGUAGCCUCCCUUCAUGUAACUUCAGGUGUCUUUUAGGCUACUUGUACAUUUAUUGAAACCACUUUCAGUAUGUUUGCCCAUUUAAAUCAAAGAGCUUUCAGUGGGUUGUGUGUGCUUAGCGCCUUGUGGCUGUCUGUAUCGGGGGAGAACGUGUUCGAGAGUCGAUCCGGUAUGAUCCAGGAUCUCCGGACAGCCUUAGCUGACCUGGCCGGGAAGGGAAGGAUUUACCUCGGCAGGCUGGCGGGGGAGCAGACGGUGCUCUCUGUACAGAAGGCUUUCUCUCAGGUCCUGGGUGUUGUCGCAGGAAGUUUGUCCGGGGGUCUGACUGUGCUCUUACAGUAUGUCUCACACUUUCUGCAGGCUGCUGGAAUCCAAGUUGGUUUUCCCAUCAGCAAAGUGACCCCAGAGGGGGUGAUCUUUGUGGCCCAGUGGGUUCUCUUGGCUCUCAUUGGCUUCUGGCUGAUCUCCCUCGUCUUCCGAUUGGUUGCCUCCACUCUGAGGCGUACUCUGUGGCUGCUGAAAGUGGGCAUGGCUUUGGUCUGUUUCGGACUCAUCCUGAGCGACCACAGUGUGGGCACAGAUACCAUGGCCGUCCGAUUGGCUGUCCUGGUGUGCGUCUGCGUGCUGUUGGGCGUUGGGACUUCGAGGGGCUCUAAUGCAGCCGAUAAUACAGCUCACCUGGAGGAGCAGGUAAAGAUCCUGGAGAGACGGCUGAGAGAGAUGGAGAGGUGGAGGAGGACGGAGGAGUGAAGGAGGGAUUGAGAGAAGUCUGUUGUCUUCUGUCUUCACCCUCGAUGCCACAUGUACAGAUGAUGGAGCUCUGGUGUUCUUUUAGGGCUUCUGGAACUUUAAGGCAGAACGUUUUCUAGUUUGGACGUUUGGUAAAAGUAAUUAAUUACUCAUGAUUUGUUACCGACACAAAAUGAUUACUUUGUCAUUCCUGGAAGCAGUGAUUUGUUAGUCUACAUGUUUUUGGUUGAACUCUUUCUCCCUUUACAAUGUGCCACAGUGCGAAGAAAAAGCUUCCAUCCUUUUUUACGUGUCAAAGAGUUAAAUGAGAAGAUUGAUACCACACUCGUGCCUAGACAUGAUUUCCAUCUUCUCAUCCCACUAUUGGAAAGAAAGCUAAUUGGUGUGUUUUUCAAAACAAUUUAUUUAAAUUAUAAUAGUAAUAAUACUUCCAGUCAGAGGAAGUCCACCUUUCUGGUAUUUCUCAUAAUGAGAGAAAAUUCUCAGGAUAUGCUUGUCGGGUAUAUUCUUUUUACAAUUCUGACUGAUAUACAGAGGUUAGAUCCAUGCCUUAAGUGUUGCUCAUUUACCAGCAUUACAGUUCAUAUUAGUGGCCUGAGCUCAGUGAUUAGCAGAUAAAUCGUACUGCUGGAGUGUGUACAGUAGUAGUGUGCCUUUGGAAAUAGUUGUUAUUCAACAUAUUCCAGAUAUCAUUGUUAAACUCUUGUAUAGAAAGCUAUUUUGUUUAAAGCUUUUUAUAUGAAUACAGAGCCAAAGACUAGUACCUAUACAUCUAUCAAUAAUGAUCUGAUAUUAAAAAGAUGUGAUCCUGAUUAGAAAAUAAUUUGUUCACUUGGAUGACGAUCUUUGAAAAAAACAAAACGCAUUGUUUGAAGAUAUUUCCAGAAUCGUCAAUGAUUGUCCCUCCAACAUGUGUGUUCUGAACAUCAGCAGUAUUAUGACGUUGUUCGAGCAAACUGAAAGUUCCUCAGACCUUCCUCUUGUGCCUAACAUUCAAUGUAAUAAAUAAUACAUACAUACAUGUAUAAGAUUUAUUUAUGCUGUAUUUAAUAUUGUAUGUGCGAUUAACUGAGUAUAUGUAUGUAUAAAUAUGUCUUUAUUUAGGUGAAGUUCUAAUUGUCUAAGUGCCAAACACUAAAACAGCAUUCAAUCAAUUAAUCUGUAUGAUUAAUGCAUUAACCCUACUUUAAAUCACUUUCAUUGAUCAGACCUGAUUCUAUGAAACUGUCUGUAUGGAACAUACAAAGGUGGAGCUGCUGCUGUUUAAGGUCUUCUUUCAGUCUGCAUACAGCUCCAUCACCCUCCACCCAUCAGAGGGUGAGAGCAGUCGUCUGCCUCCACCAACCAUCAAGUUGCACAUAAAGUCAUCAGCAUUCAGAUCUCCCUCCAACUGAAUCCUGUAAAAUCAUUUUAAUGGUAAAUUUGAAAAUGAAAGAAACUCCAGAAUGUCAUAUCUCAUGCGUAGUUUCAUUAACAGAGUUGCACAACCACAUACAGUAUGUAUACUAUAUCAUUUUUGGUGUAAAAUGAGAAGUAUGUUCAUUGGCAUCCAGAGGUGGAUGGAACUGGACAGACCAAAAUACUCAACAAUUGGAGCGUUUAAUGGUGUGUCCAACUCCAUUAACACCCAUAACCAUCAACUACAUCUACACUUUGUAAAUAUCGAGUACAUUUACACAAAACAAAACAUGUUCAAACACAGUUAAUUUCACUAUUACUAUGUGAGAAACAUCAGAUCUACGACAUGAAGGUAAAAAAACAUCUUAUUUUGCUGUUCAGUUUAAUA